Temnothorax curvispinosus is the source of this 1019-nucleotide messenger RNA. It is a transcript of the gene Sumo, whose product is annotated as small ubiquitin-related modifier 3. Lineage: Eukaryota; Metazoa; Arthropoda; Insecta; Hymenoptera; Formicidae. Gene Ontology annotation, molecular function: ubiquitin-like protein ligase binding; protein tag activity. The coding region runs from base 205 to 486 and encodes 93 amino acids. Gene Ontology annotation, cellular component: nucleus. The record is from RefSeq and is a predicted model, not a curated record. Gene Ontology annotation, biological process: protein sumoylation. The transcript is spliced from 3 exons.
UGGCGACGUCGUAGCCGCCGUUUUGAGGAAGAAGCGGGACUUUGCGGCGAGUUUACGCUACAGGAAUUGUCUAAGUUUAGAGUAGUUUAGAGCAGUUCAUAGCAGUUCAAACGCACAGAUCGACUGGUCAGUUCUGUCAUCAAUCACGCGACCGUCACGGUAGCCUCUGGUAAACGCGAUCAGCCUUUGCGGAACCGUGGAACCAUGUCGGACGAGAAGAAGGAAACUAAGACGGAGUCAGAGCAUAUAAACCUGAAAGUUCUGGGCCAGGACAAUGCGGUAGUCCAGUUUAAAAUUAAGAAACAUACACCUCUACGUAAACUGAUGAAUGCGUACUGUGACCGUGUAGGCUUGGCGAUAGCAGCAGUAAGAUUUAGGUUUGAUGGACAGCCCAUAAAUGAAUUAGACACACCUACCACACUGGAAAUGGAAGAAGGAGACACAAUAGAAGUAUAUCAACAGCAGACUGGUGGUUUCUCGUGUUGAAACGCAAUGUGGCGCGUUUACAAAUGGACUAAAUGAAAUUUACCGUUCCAGCAGUGUUUAUUAAUAGAAACAUGAUUAAUUUUUCUUUUGUUUAUUUUCCUCUGCGCUCUGCACGAGACUUCAAUCUAUUACAUGAUACGCGAGAUUCACUUACGUGUACAAUGUUUGACGCCUAAUCUCGUUGUUUUUAUCUCGUUGCUUUUUAUCUAUUGAGUAUAAUUACAUAUUUACUAUUUUGAAAUAUUCGAUAUAUCCUUUUGAUAUUUAAAGGUAUCCAUUAUGUCAUUGAUUGAAGUCUGUUUGGCCGAAAUGGCCCUUUACUGUAAGUUUUAACACACAUUCGAGUACAAUCGUACACGCGGUUUGGCGUGAAAAUGCGAGUUUUUGUUAACGCCGAGAGAGAGAAAAGCGAAACACAAGUUAUGUAAAGGGAACACCCAUUACACCCAUCGCCGUCAAGAUCCUCUAAAAAAUUCGAGAUUCCUCGUGUACAUGAAUUUUUACGUGAAUAUAACAUUGUAAUGACUUAACGA